Messenger RNA from Verticillium dahliae VdLs.17, 2646 nucleotides. RefSeq lists its product as uncharacterized. The record is from RefSeq and is a predicted model, not a curated record. Bases 1 to 2646 code for a protein of 881 amino acids. The transcript has a single exon. NCBI's taxonomy places the organism in Eukaryota, Fungi, Ascomycota, Sordariomycetes, Glomerellales, Plectosphaerellaceae.
AUGGCGUCUUCGGAGAUCCUGUCGCAAACCCUCUACUCCAUCACCACCAUCAAGCUCGACCAACUUGACAAGCAGAAGAACGAGUAUGAAUCGGCAAAGCGCGCCCUCCUCGACCGUGCCAGCGACGAGCCGGAGCCUAAGCGCCGCGCCCUCCUUCUCGCCGAAGGCCUCGAGAAACUGCCAUCCAUGACUCCUGUCGCCGACAGCUCCACAAUCUCACUCGAAAAUCUGAAGCGUUUCAUCUUGCAGGCCAAGCAUGACCCCUCGGUCUCCCAAGACUUCAUCAACGACUACGAGCAGUCUCUGAGAAACGAGCUCAAUGUCCAGUCAGAGAAGUAUCGCUUCGCCGAGCUGUAUGGGAAGCUUGUGAACGAAUGGAUUUCGGCGGGAAAGGUCGACAGUACCUCCGACUCCGACACAGCAUCCAACGCAGGUUCCGACGCCGUCUCCAGCUCAGGGUUCCUGCCCGUCGGUCGCGCAGAGUCGCACGAGCAGCGUGCAACGUGGGAGGAGUAUGUUUUCACAGCCAAAGACACGGACACGCGCGCCGCCAAGUCUUAUCUCGAGGACCUCUUCCGAUCAUCGUCGAAAGACGUCGAGGAGGCCUUCAAAAGGUUUACUGAUGAACUGGAGGACUUUCAGAAGCGUUGGGACAAGCGGACGCAUUUUGAUGAGCAGGUCUUGACGAACUGUAUCAGUGGUCUCCUGAGAACGGAUAUCCUGACAGACCAGAAGAAGGCGACCUUGAACGACUUUCUCAACAACAAGAUCGUCCUCCGUGAGAUCGCCGACGUGCUCAACAUGCGCAUGCAGACACGCAAGUCCUGGUUGUGGGACUCGGUGUGCACCAUCACCCCUCGCCGCCAGCUGAACGGCCGCUACCGCUUCUACCCGGAUGAGGAUCUGCUUCAAACGCUGUUUCUCUACUACAUCGGGAGGAGCUGGGGUGUGCGGAUACGAUCCGCCUUCUCAGCCUUCCUGGUCGCCCCCGGUGUACCAAAGACGACGGUGCCGCGAAUGGACAAAGAAGAUGCCCGCCGGCGGAUGUUCUUCCUCAACACGCCUAGGUAUCAGAGUGCUGACGGCAGCGUAUACCAAAACUUGGAUGAUCAUUACCAAGCCGAGGUAUUGCUCGACCAGUUGCCAGUGACCAUGGACGAGCAGCGGGGUGGAUACAACCAAGGGGAAGCAGCCGCAAACGACAGCAGGAAGUCUCACAUCAAGGUGGUUCAGAACCUUUUGCAUAUUCUGCAAGCGAGCAUCAUCAUGAAGACUAGACUCGGUCAGGAUAUCACCGUCAUUCGAUCCGACUUCAAGUGGUUCGGACCCAGCGUUCCGCACUCGUCCAUCUACGCGGUGCUCGAGUUCUUUGGUGUUGACGCCGACUGGAUCGCGUUCUUUCGGAAAGCCCUGGAGUGUCCCUUGCGAUUCGAAGAGGACCCUUGCGACGCCCAACCGCAGCUACGGAAGAGAGGCACACCGCUCAGCACGCCAAUUGCCGACUUCUUUGCCGAAUCGAUGCUGUUCUGUCUCGAUUUCGCCGUGAACCAAAAGGCAGACGGUGCGCGACUCUACCGGCUGCAUGACGACAUGUGGCUCUGGGGAUCCGAACAGAGGUGCGUCGCCGCCUGGAGCGCCAUCACCGAGUUUACCGAUCUCAUGGGACUGGCGAUCAACGAGGAAAAGACGGGCAGCGCCAUCAUCCGGCCGAAGUGGAAAGUCCCGACACCUCCAGGAAUCACGAAGGGACUGCCAAAGGGGAACGUGGUCUGGGGGUUCCUCAAGCUGGAUGCAGCGAGCGGACGGUUCCUGCUGGACCAGGACAAGGUGUCGACGCACAUUGACGAGUUGCGGCUGCAACUGGACGCGUGCAAAAGCGUCUUCGACUGGAUCCAAGCGUGGAACAUCUACGGGUCACGGUUCUUCAGCACCAACUUUGGUAGCCUGGCCAAUUGCUAUUCACGGGCGCACGUCGACAGCAUCCUCCAGACCUUUCAACGAAUCCAGGAAUCGCUCUUCCCCGGGGUCAGCGGCGGUGUUGGGGCGCGGCUCAAGCAGAUGAUCGCCGAGCGAUUCGGGGUGCAGGAUGUGCCGGACGGGUACCUGUACUUCCCCCUGUCGCUAGGAGGGCUGGGCCUGCAGAAUCCGUUUGUGCCCAUGUUUCUGCUGCGGGAGUCGGUGCUCGAGGAUCCGGGCAAGGUCAUGGACGACUACAUGACGGAAGAGGCGGCGCGGUACCGGGCAGCGCGAGCGGCAUUCGAGUCGCCAUACGACGACCUCGACGGGACCAACUGGACGAACCGGACAGUUGAGGAUCUGAAGCGCGACUACCCAGACCUCAUAAACGAGCGAUUCUUCAGCUACGACGAGUACACGCGAUACCAGGAGAGGACGUCACGGGCGCUGGGCAGGGCGUUUGACGAGAUGCGCAGGGAGCCUGAACCCGAGCCGCUGCGGGAGAUGGAGGAUGGCGUGUGCUCGGGGCCGGCAUGGCAGAAGCUGUCGGCGCAGGAGCGAUGGGUGUGCCGGCAGCACGCAAAGGACAUGGUGUCACGGUUCGGGGGCCUGGCCGUGGUCGAGCAGGGUCUGCUGCCGAUGGGCAUGAUGGGCAUGCUGAGGCAGAGCCGGUUCAAGUGGCAAGGGUGA